Molecule: messenger RNA, 1895 nt
Organism: Lampris incognitus (smalleye Pacific opah)
Lineage: Eukaryota; Metazoa; Chordata; Actinopteri; Lampriformes; Lampridae
Product: NADH-cytochrome b5 reductase 3
Exons: 9
Coding region: 147-1046 (299 amino acids)
Cellular component (GO): mitochondrion
Molecular function (GO): FAD binding; oxidoreductase activity
Source: RefSeq, a predicted model, not a curated record
UUAGUCACUGGCCAGCUGGACGUUGGCUGAGUGAGCUGGCAGGUUUGACAGCUGGAAGCAGAGAGUUGAAAAAACUCCUCCAGAGGAAUUUGCUUUAAAAAAAACCCAGAGUACUUCUGCAGCCGCGGAAACCAAACCAAACCAACAUGCUGUCCUACAUCAUCGGUCUGAUCCGGGGCGGCUUUGACAGCAUCGUCAACCUCAUCUUCAGACUGUUCUUCUCCAAGAAGAGGCCUGCCAUCACCUUAGAGGACCCUAGCAUUAAAUAUGCCCUACGGCUAAUAGACAAACAGAUUGUCAGCCAUGACACGCGGAAGUUCCGCUUUGCCCUGCCCUCCCCAGAACAUAUCCUUGGCCUCCCCAUCGGGCAGCACAUCUAUCUGUCAGCAAAAGUUGAUGGAAAGCUGGUGGUUCGUCCAUACACUCCUGUGUCCAGUGAUGACGAUAAAGGCUAUGUGGACUUGGUGGUGAAGAUUUACUUCAAGAAUGUCCACCCCAAAUUCCCCGAAGGUGGGAAGAUGAGUCAGUAUCUGGAGAGCCUAAAGCUAAAUGAUACGAUCGACUUCCGUGGACCCAGUGGUCUGCUUGUUUACAAGGGAAAGGGCGCAUUUGCCAUCCAGUCAGAUAAAAAGGCACCACCUGAAAUCAGGAAAGUCAAAGAUGUGGGCAUGAUUGCUGGAGGAACAGGUAUCACUCCCAUGCUUCAAGUCAUCACUGCCAUGAUGAAAGAUCCUCAGGACCCAACAGUGUGCCACCUGCUUUUUGCCAACCAGACAGAGAAAGAUAUCUUAUUGCGACCAGAGUUGGAGGAGAUCAUGGUCAACCACCCCGACCGCUUCAAGCUGUGGUUCACCCUGGACAAAGCACCUGAAGACUGGGACUACAGCCAAGGCUUCAUCAGCGACGAUAUGAUCAGGGACCACCUGCCUCCACCUGAUGGUGACACCCUCAUCCUUAUGUGUGGACCACCUCCUAUGAUCCAGUAUGCCUGCAACCCCAAUCUGGAUAAAGUUGGUCAUUCUGAAAGUCAGAGAUUCAGCUUCUAGAAGUCCUUACAUGCCAAAGGAUCAGGCUUCGGGGUAGUUAUAAAGAUACCCCUGUGGCUCAGUUAUUGUCUUUACCCCUAAAGCAUCUAAGCACUCUCAUAGCUGCAAGGGAGCAUUGCACUAUAUAUUUGUCAUGAUGGUGAUCAUGCAACAGAAUCACAGUGUGGACCAUUUAACGUCACAAGCAGGUGAGUAAGUACACUAUCAGUGAAUGUGGAAGCAUUAUUUGGAAUUGAAAAUGGAAUAAACCUGUUAAUAAUGAACAUCUGUAGUGUUUUUCCAACUGUCGGUGUGUUGAGGAGUAUAUAUUUUUGAGAUUGGGUAGGAUACAUGACAUUUGACUGUUCAUGUGAACGUGAGUAAGCAAUUAUGAGCCGUCAUAAAAUCUAUCAUCCUACCGUGAACCAUAAUUUUGGUUCUUUUUCCCCCAUUCAAUAUUUGAAGGAAUGAUGUUUACCUUUGGCUUUUUUCAGAGUGCCUUAACACAUGCAAAGCUUUGGUUAAGCAACACCUGUUUUUAUGCACGUUUUAAGAGUUAUGGUCACCCGCUCCAUUUAUACAAUGUCAUGCAAAAAAUGUUAUAGUUUUCUGAGAAUGUGUUGUAGCUGUACACUGACAUGGCAUAUUAUGUCAUUUUUGCUAAAACCUGUUUUAUGAGGGAGUUUGUUGAACUUGGCAUUGUUACUGAUUUUUGUGGUAAAUGUUUGCCAGCCAUUAUACAAGUCGGGCAUCAUUGGCUAAUUGUGUGUAUUUAUGCAACAUAAAAAUGUCAAAUUAAAGAUCUGUAUCAGUGUCAUGAAUUCUUUUUGCGUGUGUUUAUAGCAAUCGCACAUUAAAACUGAAUAGCAA